AUGUUAAAAAUCCAACAAUAUGAUCAACAUUAUCAAUAUGAAUUCAUUCAAUUGAAACAAUGUUUAAAUAAUACAACUGAAUCAACAGAACUAUUGCAAUCUAUUCAAACAUAUCUGACUCACCGAAAUAAUCGUUUAAAACAAGAAAUCUAUUUAGAAAUGAAUUAUUUUGAAAGAAAAUUAACACGUCGUCGUCAUCAAUAUUCAUCUAAAACGAAACAAAUGAUUGGUGUUUCACCUGAAGUUAUUCUUGAUGUUCAUCAUGAUCAUCUAGAACUGAAUUCUGUUGAAUGUGAAUAUCUUUGUCGAGGUGGUAGUUAUAUCCGACCAAAUCGUACGAUUCUUCAUCCCUAUGCCGCACGUAAAGAAUUAGUUCAAAAAGAACAUGACAAAAUGCUUAAGAAAACUAAAGAUUUUCUUACAAAAUCUUGUCGAUCAAUACCAUACACAUCACCUCUUUUCAAACAAUUUUCUGAACGUCUUCAUACUUGUUUAACUCUUCAUUAUAUGACACCAAUACCUUAUAAGGAUCAUGCUCGAGCUACACAAGAACGUGAAAUUGUUAAAUCAAUUCGACGAAAAUUAAAACGAAACAAACUUAUUCUUCGUGAAUGUGAUAAAAGUGGAAACCUUUAUGUUAGUGAAAAAAGUGUUUUCGAACAAAAAGCAACAGAAUAUCGUAUACAAACAGGUGCUUAUGAAGAAUUAUCAUCUAAUCCAUUGGAAGAUAUUUUAAUGAGAGUAACUCGUUUAAUAAAUGAUCUUCAUGCAAAAAUCAAAGAUUUAUCACCUAAACAAUUUGGAAAAAUGAAGCCCUUAAGAAAAAACGUCAGAUUAGCUCACAUGUAUUUUAAUCCAAAAACACAUAAAGAUCCUAUAACACUUCGACCAAUUAUGAAUACAAUUCAUGCUGCAACAACAGGUAUAUCUCAUUUUUUAGAUGAUUUAAUUCGACCAUUAUUUAAUAAACAUUCUCAACCAAAACCAAUUGUUGAUGGUAAUAGUCUUCUUCGUCAAUUAGAACAAUAUGAUGGAAAUGGUUAUCUUCAAUCAACAACUCUUUUUUGUACUUUUGAUAUUACUAAUUUAUAUACAAUGUUACCACAAAAUGAAUCCUUAGAUAGUCUUGAAAAAUUUCUUCAUCACUAUACUUUAGAAAAAGACUUACAAGGUAUAUCAAUUAAAGUUAUUCGACAAUUGGCUGAAACUGUUUUAAAAGAAACAGCAUUUUUUUAUGAAAAUAAAUAUUAUAAACAGAUUGUUGGUGGAGCUAUGGGAUCACCGUUUACUUUAACAUUAGCAAAUAUUUUUAUGUGGCAAUGGGAAAAUGAUAUCAUAUGUAAAAAAUUAAAACCUAAUGAGAUCUAUGGACGAUAUAUUGAUGAUGUGUUCUUUACUUCAAAUGAAUCUAAAGAAACAAUUGAAGGUAUAUUAAAAGAUGCGAAUGAUUUUCAUCCUAAUAUUAAAUUAGAAGCAACUAUUGGUCAUAGUGUUUCAUUUCUUGAUCUUUUAAUUACUAACCGAAAUGGAAAUCUUGUAUCUUCUGUCUAUCAUAAAUUAGCUGCAGAACCAUGUAUUAUACCAUUUAAUUCUGAUCAUACUCGUCAUACUUUUGAUAAUAUUAUUCAAGUUAUUCUUCUUCGAGCAAUACGUUAUUCUUCUACAUUGGAAAGUUUUCAAAAAGAAUAUCGUCGAACUCGAUUCAUGCUCUUAUACAAUGGAUAUCCAUCAAAAUAUAUUGAUCAACAUUUUCAAAAAUUCUUCGCUUCACAUCUUUCCAAUUCUUCUCUUAUACCAAUGAUUUAUGAUGAAAACGAAUUUUUAAUCAUAAGAAAGAAACUAUUUGCUCAAUCAUCUGUAAAAGAAAUUCAAAUGAAUCGUCAAAUCGAUAAUAUAGGAAUCAAACAAACUGAUAAACCUAAUAAAUUCGAUAAAACUUUAUUUCUUCAUUAUACACAUGAAAAACGAUUGGAACCAAUAAAACGAGAUAUACAUAAGAUUUAUUCAGAUGUUUUUCAAGGUACUGAAGCAGAAAGUAUGCGACUAAUUAUUGGACAUCGAAAUAGUCGCAAUCUUGCAUGUGAAUUAAUAAGAACUAGACCAUACGCUUCUUUUAUUAAAUUACCAUCGACUAAAAAAUCAGAUGUUGAAGAUUCAUCAAAACACAAUUGA
Molecule: messenger RNA, 2172 nt
Organism: Adineta steineri
Lineage: Eukaryota; Metazoa; Rotifera; Eurotatoria; Adinetida; Adinetidae
Source: the annotation of a GenBank genome assembly